AUGUCCCAGUUGAAUAGCAGGCAGCCAUCUUUGGGGGUGGUGGUGACAGAUAACGGCAGACAAUUUGACAAUCAUAGCUUCAAGACCUUUUGUGCAAGUCAUCACAUCAAUCAUAGAUUGGCCUUGAUCACCCACCCUCAAUCAAAUGGGCAAGCCAAAGUGAUAAACCAAGUCAUUCUCUGGGAUCUAAAGACCAGGUUGAAAAAGGAGAAAGGGAUUUGGACAGAUGAGCUGCCUAAUGUGUUAUGGGCGUAUCACACGACUCCACAGGAACCGACCGGGGUGACACCAUUCAGACUAACCUUUGGGAUGAAAGUAGUUGUUCCAGUUGAGAUCCUAAGUGAGAUUGGUAGGAUGAAAGUCAAGCAGCCCGAUGACACAACGACCAGAGGAGAACUGACCUGCUUAAGGAGGUAA
Molecule: messenger RNA, 417 nt
Organism: Olea europaea var. sylvestris
Lineage: Eukaryota; Viridiplantae; Streptophyta; Magnoliopsida; Lamiales; Oleaceae
Exons: 2
Coding region: 1-417 (138 amino acids)
Biological process (GO): DNA integration
Molecular function (GO): nucleic acid binding
Source: RefSeq, a predicted model, not a curated record